AUGAAUCCCAAGAGGCUUAUUCUACAGCUUUUUGAACAACUAUACAGUUACAAUAUUUUUGUUGGUGAUGAAGCUGAAGAUGAUAAUAAUGAUGAUCAAGUAACAGAUCAAGCAAAAGUUAUCAGACAUCAACGAUAUGCCACUCGGCUGUAUCUUAGUCUCUUCAUCGGUAAGUACAGUCAAUUCAUUUGCUCUUGAAGAUAAAGCAUGUAUCUGCGAAUGAAUU
Messenger RNA from Adineta steineri, 226 nucleotides. The record is from the annotation of a GenBank genome assembly. Lineage: Eukaryota; Metazoa; Rotifera; Eurotatoria; Adinetida; Adinetidae.